This is a messenger RNA of Gryllus bimaculatus (two-spotted cricket), 4537 nucleotides long. Lineage: Eukaryota; Metazoa; Arthropoda; Insecta; Orthoptera; Gryllidae. The record is from the annotation of a GenBank genome assembly.
AAAGAAAAGAACAGCGUUUGGGGCUAGGCCUGGGUUAUGAUUGGUUCUUCUGUGCGUGACGUUCUUUCAGAUUUGCGCUACGGAUUGUUACCGGCAAAAUGUAACACCACGUUUGUCUUAGGUGAAUUACUGUUUGAUUCGUGAUUUGUGAUUGCGAUGGAUUGUGGUUGACAAUCAACCCUGAGCAUGGGGUUGUAGAAUUACACCUUAAAUAUCUACAAAGAAGAGCAUGUCAUUUGGUCAAUUUGACAGCCUUAUGUUAUGUCACUGUUUCAGUUUCAAAGUGCCGAAAAUGGCUCGUGCGCGCAAAUGUUACAUUAAUGUUUGAAGAAUUGUACAAUGUUUAACGUGUGCGUGUGUAAUUUUCCUAGUGGCCUGUCACUUGUGUGUGAUUCUUAACCAUUGUUUUCUUUUCAAAAUGAUGACAUGUGACAUUCCAUAUUCAUGGAAGAAACCAUUAUGUGUAGUUUGGAUUACUGUACAGAUAUUUAUAUUGGUUGUACCAUUGGGAUUAUCAAAUGAACUUGUGAACUGCAAAUUUGAAUACCAAUCUCAAUUUUUUGAUUUCAAUGGGCUAUCUUUGACACAUUGGAAUGUUUCUGACAUUCAUGAUGCAAAUCUGAGUUAUAUCUUAUUUUCAGUCUGUAACAAAACUUAUUUAAAACCUUGUGGUAUGUUUAGUUUCUGUGUAGUUAUGAAAGACAGUUCCAAAUGGUCUAGCUCAAAAAGUGAUUUAUAUGUUCAAGGGGAUAUGGGAAAUGAAGAUAUCAGGCUUUCUACAGUUCUGAGGAGAAUGGAUUCUAGCAGUUCAGGGGAACUAAAGCUUGAAUUAAGAUUUAAAUGUUCUAGCGAGAUUGGAGUUCCAAAAUUUGAAGCAUUUAAAUCUGAUCAACUGGUUGUGGAGUGGGAGACUGUAGCAGCCUGCAGUGUUAAUAAUUUGAAUAAAUACAAAAAUUGCAUUUUCAAAAGUGAAGUAAUGGGUGAAUUUAAUUUUCAGCCUCUGCGACAGUUGUUAUAUUACAAUACAACUAAUAGCAGGGGUAGUCGAUUUUAUGUAAAUGUUUGUGGGGGCACAGUUGGUACAUCAGUUUGUGGAAAUGUCAGUGAUAUUGCAAUCUGUAUGGUUGAUUCAGAGAACAAAGCCCAUAUUCUUGGGUAUGCAAGCAGAGAAAGAUUUAAUCGUAUUGACCUGCGUUUGGAAUAUGGCUCAAAAAAAAAGCAUGUGAAGAUUGAAUUGCUGUGUAAUGCUGGUUUGCUGCUUGGAAAAUUGAAAUUGAAAGAUGAAUCUAAGUCUUUACUUUCUUUUGAUUUAGAAACUCCCCUUGCGUGCGUAAAUAAACUGUUAAAUUGCUUUGUUCAAGAUAAAAAUCAUUUCAGUUACAAUUUACAUUCUCUUAGUGUGAAAGACUAUGAAAUAUAUGACCAGAGUAAACAUAAAUAUGUUAUAAGUGUGUGUCGGUCUGUGAAGAACAGUUAUUGUUCAGGAGGAGUGAGCAUGUGCCUUGUAAAUGGUAGUUCAUCUAUUAAUUUAGGAACUUUAAAAGAAGGGCUUCAUUACGAGGAUAGCCAACUCAGUAUUUCUGCAGCAGCAGGUGAUUAUUGCAAUGUCAGUAAUUUACGUUAUAAAUCUGUGAUACUAUUUGAAUGUGCUAAGACUGACUCUCUCCCAUCAUUCGUCAACAUAGAUGAAGAGAAAUGUGUUUAUACAUUUUUGUUCCAAACAACCUAUGCUUGUCCAUUCAUGUUUGUUGAAGGUGAAAAUUGUAGAGUGCGGGAUGAAGACUAUGGAAAUGAUUUUGAUUUCAAAUCUUUGCGUAAACCAAUGGAAGACUAUAUUAUAAAUUAUAGUGACGGUCAGUUUCAUUUAAAUUUAUGUGGAGAUCUUUUAAAACCUUGCAAUGGCUCGACGAAUGUUGGUGUGUGCUUUACUGACAGAAAAGGAACCGAGCAUGCCAUAGGAGAAGUUGCAAUGUCACCUCGUUAUAAAGAUGGACAUUUGAGCUUUGUGCUUAAAGGUGAAUUGUGCAAGUCAAACAAUACACCAACUGAAGUCAAUAUUAUAUUCCGUUGUAAUCAUCAACUUAAUGCAGAAAGAAGUCAUCCAAAAUUCGUUGAAAAGAACAAUGAGUGUUCUUACAGUUUUGUUUGGUACACAGCUAUUGCAUGUGCUCAAUAUACAACGCAUGAAUGCAAAGUGGAGGAUGACAGUGGUGAAGUAUAUGAUUUAAGCCCACUUUCACUACACGAUGAUGAUUAUGUUGUGUGGCUUAAUGAUAAAAAAGGGUACUGGAAAUUUGUUAUCAAUGUCUGCCAACCAAUUAUGUUUGGUAAUAGAGCCAGAUGUAGUUCUGAAACUGCAAUUUGUAUGCAAAAUAUGUCCGAACCAAACUAUCCAAAAAGUUUUUCUAGUCUUGGUCAGGCAUCUUCUUUACAAUAUGAUAAAGUAAAGAAGGUUCUGAAAGUUGACUACUCUGGUGGGAGCACUUGCCCAAAUGGAAGAGGAGGAGGAGGAGGAAUCUUCAAUAGUUUAGAUUUACAUUCUACAAUAAUUUUCAUCUGUGAUAAAGAAUCAUCUCCAUAUCCUAAAUUAACUAAACAAAAUGGUUGUUAUUAUGAAUUUGAAUGGAGAACCAAAUUUGCGUGCUCUAAGAAAAUAGAGCCUAUUCACGAGGACAAUAAUUGCAAAGCUUAUAACUCUUUUUCGGGUGUAAGGGUAGACCUGACUUCAUUUGCUGGCCAUGAACACCUUAUUAAACACCCAUCUGGCAGACAGUUUAGAUUUGUUAUUUGUGGUUCACUGAAUAAUGAGAGCUCAGAUGGAGUUGGAAUCUGUGAAGAAAAGGAAAAUGGUUGUGAAAAUAUUGGAAUUGGAAAUUCAAAUUUAUAUUUCGACAGAGGAAAAUUCUACUUGAAUUAUACUGAUGGGGCGAAUUGUGCCUCCAAUGUUAAGAUAUUUACUAUCAUAGAAUUUAUUUGUGGUACCAAAGAUUCACAAUUAAUUACAUUCCUGAAUCCAUGUGCUUAUUCAGUUUCUGUUUUCACAAGCUUGGCUUGCUCGGUUCCUUGUGAGACUGUGGCUGACAGUCCCAAAAAAAUAAAUCUUUCUUUUUUGAGCAAUUAUCAAAAUAGUUACAAAACAACAGCAAACGGUGUGGACUAUUUUAUCAGUGUUUGUAAGCCUCUAUUUCCUAAAGUAGGAACUUGUGACAUUGGGUCUGCAGUUUGUAAGGCUGUUGCUCAAGAAGAAAGUAGGUCUGAAGAAGUGAGCCUUGGUUCUCCUCACUUCAGACCUGCCUCAUUUGGUGACCAUGUCAUUCUGAACUAUUCUUCAAAUCAAUGUUCAAAUAAUCCAUCCAAGAAUGUAGGAUCAAGCAUAAUUUUUAUGUGUAAUCCUUCCCUUGGAAUUGGUGCACCUGUUCUCAGUCAGAUUCUAAAUUCUGACUGUCAUUAUGAAUUCAUUUGGAAUACAAGCAUAGUGUGUGAUGAUGACUUAGUUAAACUAACUGAUGCUGUAUCUGUGAGGAUGCUUAAUAAUAGUCAGAACAAUGUGUACAUUGAUUUACAACCUCUCUGUGAGAUCGGCAAAUAUGAAGUGGAGAAUUUUGUGAUAAGUAUGUGCAAUCAGAACAGCCUUUGUGAUGUACAGAAAGUGGAUGCACACAAAAAUAUUUCCUAUGGAAGAGCUGAAUAUGCUGUAUUUACUUACUCUGAGAACAAAACUAAGCUAUUUAUGACUAAUGGUGAUGAUUGUGAAGCUUCUCCAGAUAAAUAUCGGUCAACUCUUCAUUUAAUUUGCUCUCCAAAUGCCAUUGAAGAUCUGCAUGUUUUGAAGAUUUCAACAAAAUGUUACCUGCUUUUUGUUCUGAGCCCCUCAAAUAUUAUGAAUUCCAUUGGUCUGAGCCCCUCCUAUUAUGAAUUCCAUUGGUCAAAUUUACCUAGUUUUUAUUUUUUAUGUCCUGAAUUUUUUCUUGAAACCGAAUGUAACGUUGAAUUUGUGUGGAAAAGUAGUUCUGCUUGUGAAUACGCUGCUGUAAUUAGGCCUACUGCUGUUGAGGCCUCAAAAAGUUCAGCUGGCACGAUUGGUGUUACUCUUGGUAUUGGUUUUGCUGUGAUUGCAUGCUUGAUUGUAUUUUGUCUAAGGAAGACUACGCAUACAAAUUGGUGCAGGAGAAAUAUAAAUCGGUAUUUUCAUAGACGGCAUGAAGGUGAAUUUCAUUAUACACUGAGAAAUCCUGAUUCGUAUGACUUCGAAAUUUCUUCUGAAGAAUUAUUGUUUUAUGUUCCUUGUGCUGAAAUGUUUAUACAUUGCUUGCUUAUUAAUUUUUUUCUUGUACUUAAGAUCCUCAUAAAAAAAAAGAAGAAGAAAACAUACAAUUUAUGUAACUAUGCUUUAAUAAAGCUGGUUUGUUUGUUGGGAAGCAUACAUUCUAAAUAUAAAUAUGCUGCAAUAAUGUGCGCAGAAUUGAUGUUCCAAAAAGAAUUGAAAAUAAUCAUAUUCUUCGAUAUUUUCUCAGCAGAUAAACUUGUUUGCAGUUAG